AUGACGUCUCUUCAAGUCCUUUUACCUCCGGCAAAAUCGUCAACCGCUACGACGUUUUAUGAUCAUUCAAACGAUCCCUGGUUCAAGUACCGUUUCAUGGAAUCUGAGGCGAGAAACUCGUCUGGUUUCAUCGUAAAACCAGUACCUGCUUACCUGAAUCGGCAAGGUUUUCGUCCCGAGUGUUUUGGAGAUGGUGGUGCAUUCCCUGAGAUUCAUGUCCCUCAGUACCCUCUUGGCAUGGCCAAGAAUAGAUCCAACAAUACUCUGAAUGUCACGCUGGAUGCUCAGGGAAACGUGGUCUUUGACGCCGUUGUGAGGCAGAGUGAGAAUUCCAAAAAGAUUGUUUACUCUCAACCUUGCCAUGUUGUUCCCAAUGUUUUGAAAAACGAGGCAGGCUUGGUUGAUGGUGAGGACCUGAAGAAGCAGACAGCUGAAGAAACAAAAGCUGCCAUUGAGAAGAUUGUGAAUGCGAGACUGGGAAUAUCACAGCCUAAGAGUGUUCCCAAGCAGUCGAGUGAUUCAACGUACAUCAAGUAUAAGCAAUCUCAACAAUCGGCUGCGUUCAAUUCCGGUGCUAAAGAGAGGAUCGUAAGGAUGGUGGAGAUGCCUGUAGAUCCACUUGCUCCACCAAAGUUCAAGCACAAGCGAGUUCCCAAAGCUUCUGGUUCUCCCCCUGUUCCAGUCCUGCAUUCACCUCCGAGGCCUCUGACCGUCAAGGACCAACAAGACUGGAACAUCCCUCCUUGUAUCUCCAAUUGGAAAAACCAGAAAGGUUACACAAUCCCUCUUGACAAACGCCUUGCCGCUGACGGAAGGGGACUGGAAUAUGCUCAGGUCAAUGAUGACUUUGUCAAAUUGUCAGAGGCUCUCUAUGUAGCUGAGCAGAAAGCUAGGGAGGCUGUUUCAAUGCGGUUUAAGGUGAAGAGGGAGAUGGCGAUGAAGGACAAGGAAAGAAAAGAGCAGGAGCUGAGGGCUCUUGCACAAAAGGCUCGGCGCGAGAGGACUGAGGCUGCAAGGAUUUCUAGCGAGAGUGUUGAACCAGGAGGCGAUUGUGACGAUGGCCGUGAGAAGGAAAGGGAACUGAGGGAUAAGAUUCGAGAAGAGCGUCGUAAGGAAAGAGAGAGGGAGAGAAGGUUGGAAACUGCGGGAAAGAAGAGCAAGACCACAAGGGACAUUGACCGUGAUAUCAGUGAGAAGGUUGCGCUUGGAAUGGCAUCUACUGGAGGCAGAGGUGGUGAAGUCAUGUACGAUCAACGGUUGUUUAACCAGGACAAGGGCAUAGACUCGGGUUUUGCCACUGAUGACCAAUACAACGUAUUUGACAAAAGAUUAUCCACGGUGCAGCCCACUCUCUCAACGCUGUACAAGCCAAAGAAGGAUAUAGAUGAUGAAAUGUAUCACGAGCAGCUUCAGAAGCCCAUGAACACUAAGAGGUUCAAACCAGACAAGGCUUUCACCGGUGCGGGGAAGAGAGAGCGACCUCUUGAGUUUGAGAAAGAAGCAGAGGAAGAUCCUUUCGGUCUUGCACAGUGGGCGUGUGAUGUGAAGAAACGUAAGAAACAUUUAGGGUCUGGAUCGGAGGAACUAUGAGAGCAAGUGGUGGUGGUUGUAGCUCUUCCAAGGAUUACUGUGGUGGUUCUGCUCGGACCAAGAUCAAUUUUAAACGUUUG
Molecule: messenger RNA, 1670 nt
Organism: Capsella rubella
Lineage: Eukaryota; Viridiplantae; Streptophyta; Magnoliopsida; Brassicales; Brassicaceae
Product: SNW/SKI-interacting protein
Exons: 1
Coding region: 1-1590 (529 amino acids)
Biological process (GO): mRNA splicing, via spliceosome
Cellular component (GO): spliceosomal complex
Source: RefSeq, a predicted model, not a curated record